AUGAAGCUCGCAUCUGCGUCGAGCAGAAUUCUUCAGAUAAAUAAACGGCGGAGUUUUAUUCGGCCAUUCUCUUCCGAAGCCCCGACGCCUGAAACUUUACAUAAUUCAACCGUCCGACCCGAACUCUUGAGGUAGAUUAUUAAACGCUUUUCAUUCCCUUGAAAAUCCUUUUUUAGAGCUAAUAUUGGCGAUGAUUUGAACAAAUUUCCACCAUUUGAUACGGAUAAGGUCUUGGAUAUCCAAAAAAUGUUUGAAGCCAAUGUUUGGCAUGGCCAUAAGGUAAGAGAUUCGACUAUUUGUUGGUUGUAUUUUAGAUUGGAACCCUGAAACCGAAUAUGAAAUGGGCCUUAUAUGGAGAACGACUGGGCACUUGUGUGUUCGAUCUGAAUAUAACAAAACAACAUUUGGAGAAGGCCCUGACUUUCUUAUCCAUGGUCUCAUACCGAGGAGGAAUCGUCUUGUUUGUCAGCACUAGCAGGUCAGCUUUCUCCAUUGUAAUGUAAACUUUUAUAGGCAAACCAUGCAUCUGGUGGAAAGAAAGGCAAGAGAAGUUGGGGAAUAUUCGCAUACUAGAAAGUGGGUGGACAGUAAUCUAGCCAAUAUUAAGCAAUUGUUUGGAGCUCCAUUAAGGUUACCUGAUGUUAUUAUCUUCCUAUCCACAUUAACUUCUACAUUGGAAAAGCAUCCGGGAAUUGUAGAAGCAGCUAAACUGGCUAUUCCUACGAUUGGAAUCGUCGAUUCGAACUCUGGUAAGACAUUUAUUGUCUUUAUAUUGUUUAUAUACAAAUUGUUACCAACUUACAGUACUACUUGAUUGAUUUUACUUGUAAAGUUACUUAUUCGUCAAUUUUUACUACUUCCGUGCUUUAUUUUUACAAAAUUAUGCUUUCUGGGGGAAAAUAUUUUCUUUCUGGGAGAUAAAUAUAGACCCUUUUAUUUUUUAGGUUGAUGACUUUUUUCAGAGCCUAAUUACAUUACAUAUCCGGUGCCAGGAAAUGACGACUCAGUUCAGUCAGUCGAGUUCUACUUGGACGUGUUUUGCAAAGCAAUCCAGCACGGAAAGAAGUACCGCGACCAGCUACAGCAUUAG
This is a messenger RNA of Bursaphelenchus xylophilus (pine wood nematode), 1090 nucleotides long. Lineage: Eukaryota; Metazoa; Nematoda; Chromadorea; Rhabditida; Aphelenchoididae. The record is from the annotation of a GenBank genome assembly.